AUGAAUGUUAUUUUCUUCGUUAUUUGCAAAAUCGUUUUGAACAUGUCUCACAAAUCCUGGAACUCGGGUAGCAGUCAGGCGAAAGAGAAAAUCGUGUUGGAGCCGGAAGUAAGCUGCGAAGAUCAAGUAAUAAAACGAUCACAUUCCGGACGUGAGCUGGACGAAGCGAAGCUCAGGCAAAUCUCAACCUUGAGGAAAUGCCGAAGCGUGGAUGGGACUUCGAAAAGACCAAAAAUUAGCCACGUUCGCAGACUAAAGACUCAGAAUUUAAAAGUCCCACAGAUCUCCGAGAAAAUUGUUAAUAUCGUCAACAUUCUGCAACACGAAAAUUUUCUGGAUGUGGUCGAUCGGUUCUUCAAACCGAAAUCCAACAAACAACCACGUACCAAAAAGCCACAAUCCAAAAAAUCCAAUGUGAGCAAGAAUCUUGACUGCAAAACUAAAGUGCUCGUGUCCACUGAUAAUAACACUGUGCAAUUUGUCAAAAAUAAAUAA
Messenger RNA from Bombus impatiens (common eastern bumble bee), 495 nucleotides. RefSeq lists its product as uncharacterized. The coding region runs from base 1 to 495 and encodes 164 amino acids. Lineage: Eukaryota; Metazoa; Arthropoda; Insecta; Hymenoptera; Apidae. The transcript has 2 exons. The record is from RefSeq and is a predicted model, not a curated record.